GCGCCUGCGCCCGCGCCUGCGCCCGGGAUGCCGCCCCGCCGGCGGAGGUGACCUUUGACCCGCGCCCCCCCCGUCGCCGCCCCCGCCAUGGACGAACAGGAGGCGUUAAAUUCGAUCAUGAAGGACCUGGUGGCCCUCCAGAUGGGCCGACGCCGGCUGCCGGCCUUCGAGGCCGUGAAGAGCAAAGACGGCGGGCACCCGAGCAGGCAGAAGAAACACAGCCCCAGCAGCCCAGGCCUCGGGAGCGGCACCACCAUAACACCAAGCCCUUGCGCCGGAGCCAGCAAGGAGAAGAAAAUUUCGGCCGACGUGAGGAUCAAGUUCGAGCACAGCGGGGAGAGGCGAAUCAUCCCGUUCGGCCGGCCCGUGAGCUACGAAGACGUGGAACAGAAAGUGAAGACGGCAUUCGGGCAGCCCCUGGCUCUCCAUUAUAUGAACAACGAGCUCUCCAUCCCGCUGAAAAACCAAGAUGACCUGGAUAAAGCCAUCGACCUCUUGGAUAGAAGCUCAAACAUGAAGAGCCUUAGGAUACUGCUGCUGUCCCAGGAGAGUAACCAAACCGGCUCCUCGCCCCACCCCGGGGGGCCCAAGCAGGUGCGGAUCAAGGCCUCCCAGUCUCUGGCGGACGUUAACACGGCGUACCAGCCUCCAGAGCCCAGAAGCCGGCACCUCUCUGUCAGCUCCCAGAACACGGGCCGCAGCUCCCCUCCCCCGGGCUACGUCCCCGAGCGGCAGCAGCGCAUUGCCCGCCAGGGCUCUUACACCAGUAUCAACAGUGAGGGCGAGUUCAUCCCGGAAGCCAACGAACAGUGUAUGCUGGACCCCCUGAGCAGUGCAGAGAACUCGAUGUCGGGGAGCUGCCAGUCUCUGGAGAGGUCAGCAGACAGUCCUUCCUUCCGAAAGUCUCGGAUGUCCAGGGCCCAGAGUUUCCCGGAUAACAGGCGGGAAUGUUCCGAUCGGGACUCGCAGCUCUGUGACAAGGGCGUGAAGGGCGGCACCUACCCAAGGCGCUACCACGUCUCUGUGCAGCACAAGGACUACAACGACGGCCGGAGGACGUUUCCCCGGAUACGACGUCACCAAGGCAACCUGUUCACGCUGGUGCCCUCCAGUCGCUCCCUGAGCACCAACGGGGAGAACCUGGGCCUGGCGGUGCAGUACCUGGACCCCCGGGGCCGCCUGCGGCCCGCCGACAGCGAGAACUCCCUCUCGGUGCAGGAGAGGAACGUGCCCACCAAAUCCCCCAGCGCCCCCAUCAACUGGCGCCGAGGGAAGCUGCUGGGCCAGGGGGCCUUCGGCCAGGUCUACCUGUGCUACGACGUGGACACCGGGCGGGAGCUGGCUUCCAAGCAGGUCCAGUUUGACCCAGACAGUCCCGAGACCAGCAAGGAGGUGAGCGCCCUGGAGUGCGAGAUCCAGCUGCUGAAGAACUUGCAGCACGAGCGCAUCGUCCAGUACUACGGCUGCCUGCGGGACCGCGCCCAGAGGACCCUCACCAUCUUCAUGGAGUACAUGCCGGGGGGCUCGGUGAAAGACCAGCUGAAGGCCUACGGCGCCCUGACGGAGAACGUGACGCGCAAGUACACGCGGCAGAUCCUCGAGGGCGUGUCCUACCUGCACAGCAACAUGAUCGUGCACCGGGACAUCAAGGGCGCCAACAUCCUCCGCGACUCUGCCGGGAACGUGAAGCUGGGGGACUUCGGGGCGAGCAAGCGGCUGCAGACCAUCUGCGUGUCCGGCACCGGCAUCCGCUCCGUCACCGGGACCCCUUACUGGAUGAGCCCCGAGGUGAUCAGCGGCGAGGGCUACGGCAGGAAGGCCGACGUCUGGAGCCUGGGCUGCACCGUGGUGGAGAUGCUGACGGAGAAGCCCCCUUGGGCGGAAUACGAAGCCAUGGCCGCCAUUUUCAAGAUCGCCACCCAGCCCACCAACCCGCAGCUGCCCCCGCACAUCUCCGAGCACGGCCGGGACUUCCUACGGAGGAUCUUCGUGGAGGCGAGGCACAGGCCCUCGGCCGAGGAGCUGCUCCGACACCACUUUGCACAGCUCGCGUACUGAGGCCCGCCGCCCACCGAGGCCGCCGCGGCCCGAGCUCCUGCGGGCCCUCGGCCCCCGGAGGGGCGGAGAGGGGGCCGCGGGCCCCCGCGGCCACCGCCCCCGGGGAGGCUCCUCCCCCCGGCCCGCCCGGAACCGAGUCGUCUGACCCGCAGGCGCGAGUCUCCUCUGGGCCGGGCCGGGCCGCGGCGACUGCACGCUCGAGGGCCGGAACCGGGCCCGGCAGACUCGCGACCCGCUCUGGGGAGGGGCGCGGAGGAGGGACGCCCACCCCCUUCCCCCGCGGCCCCCGGCCCCGCCGGGCGGGCCGUGCAGCGUCGCUCGUUUCCCGGAGAAGAACCCGGGGGCUCGCGGCCUCCCCCGGCCACGGAGGGGGCCGGGGAGGAAAGGAGGGGAUCGGCUCCCGUCCCCCUCUGCCCUCGCCCCCUCCCCUGACCAAAGAUGAAUGGAAAAAAAUCUUGGCUGCCUUAUUCAGGGAAGAGCCGACCGGGCCCGGACGGAGCGGGCGGAGCCCGCCAGGCGACGCGGGGCGGAGAGUGGGGGCUGGGGGAGCCGGAGGCCUGGCCGUGCCGUCUUGCCUCCCCUCUCCCCCCACCCUGGGGGUCCCAGGGACUACCUUCCCCCAGCUCCCCCUCCCCGGGCGUUGGGG
Ornithorhynchus anatinus (platypus) is the source of this 2704-nucleotide messenger RNA. RefSeq names its product mitogen-activated protein kinase kinase kinase 3 (gene MAP3K3). The transcript is spliced from 17 exons. Gene Ontology annotation, molecular function: protein kinase activity; protein binding; ATP binding. Gene Ontology annotation, biological process: protein phosphorylation. NCBI's taxonomy places the organism in Eukaryota, Metazoa, Chordata, Mammalia, Monotremata, Ornithorhynchidae. The record is from RefSeq and is a predicted model, not a curated record. The coding region runs from base 88 to 2058 and encodes 656 amino acids.